UGUCGCGAGGACGUCCUUCCAACUCUCGCACUUCGUCAGCUGCUGUCAUGUCGAGCAAUGAGCAGGGUGAGUGGAAGUGCAGACCGUAUGCGAGCCCAAAAGAAUGGGUGCUGACAUCCAGUCGAUUCCUUCUCGGCUGUCGCUGCCCUUCCAUCUACUCCAAGCAGUGAUGAACUCCCUUUGGCAUGGCUUGGUGGACACUAUACGAUUAUUACCCACUGUACCUCUGAGUAAGCCACUCACGGACGAAGAGAGGGCCCUACAAUUGCGUCAGACGAGUGAUGAGAAGGCGAAUCUGGAUCAAGCUCUGGAGAAACUCUCCCAAUUGAUCGCUCUGCGGAAAGGUGCGCAGGCUGACGGACCCGCUACAUCAUCAUCAUCAUCAGCUGCUGCUACUGCGACUACUACUACUGCUAUACCUGUUCCCACGGUAUCCGUUUCUACGCCAGGCUCCAAUGGCCUAGGUCCUCCACUGUCAGCAUCAGCAUCUAGCGGUAAUCUGAAACGCAAGCGACGACUCUCCAAUACAGCUUCACCCGCGCCUGCCUCUCUCCCUAACUCUGCGACUGAAUCUACCCUCACGUCCAUGGCUUCUCCUCAUCCGCCAUCUGCCAUGGCUCGAGGUGCGACACCUGCGAGCCGAGAUCAGGGACAGAGACAGAGGAAAGAUCAUGCCGACGUAUUGGCUCUCCAACCUGGACGAAAAGUUGCUUUCAAAGUCCCGCCAAAGGGGAAAGCGGAUGGAGCGAGCGAUGAUGAAUGGAUAUUGGCGGUCGUUGUCGGCGUCGUAGACCCAGUCAAGGGUCAUUAUACCGUACAAGAUGCUGAUGACUCGAGCUCGUCAUUCGAUACAAGCCUUCGAAAUCUUAUCCCUCUACCGGAUGGCUCACUGCCAACUCACAACCCUUCUCAUCCUUCCAAUUUGGAAGACUUCCCCAAAGGUUCCACGGUACUUGGUCUCUACCCAGAGACCACCUCAUUCUACCGUGCUACCGUGAUCGCUGCGCCAUAUCCAGGCACUGGCAUGGGUCAUGGAGUCAGAGGAAACAGAGGCAAGAUUGACCCAGGCGCUGUGGAAGGGAGGUAUCUCUUGACGUUUGUCGAUGAUGGUGGGCAGGUCCACGAGGUUCAGUCUGAGUUUGUUGUGUUGUACCCCAAUUGAGCGUUUUUGUUGUCUUCCAGCGCAUAAAACCACUUGCCGAAGCUAGUCAUGCUCUACACAUCGUAUACAUCCUCUAGGCAUCAUUAUGUACGCAAUAAUCCCUGACUAUCCGACUGCGACCGACUUGGUGCGCCCUCAUGUGACAAAUUUGGAACUAGGUCGGCAGACCAUUUACAGCCUUGUCUUUGUCCAUUCGUUCAUCCUUAGACAGCUUCAACAUCAAGAACCACAUGACGCUGAUCUCGACCAAGAAUCGGGUAUCAAUAGGACCAAGGAGGAUGGCGGAGGAUAGCCAGAGGA
Molecule: messenger RNA, 1462 nt
Organism: Kockovaella imperatae
Lineage: Eukaryota; Fungi; Basidiomycota; Tremellomycetes; Tremellales; Cuniculitremaceae
Product: SGF29 tudor-like domain-domain-containing protein
Exons: 3
Coding region: 104-1162 (352 amino acids)
Cellular component (GO): SAGA complex
Source: RefSeq, a predicted model, not a curated record